Molecule: messenger RNA, 2200 nt
Organism: Camellia sinensis
Lineage: Eukaryota; Viridiplantae; Streptophyta; Magnoliopsida; Ericales; Theaceae
Source: RefSeq, a predicted model, not a curated record
GGCAAUUCCCCUCUAAGUUGAACCUUCUAAGACACUCUCUCUCCCUCACGCCUCUCUCUCUCUCUCUCUCUCCAAUAAAGUAAAGGAACAAGAAGGAAGGAAAAGAAGAAGUUGAAUUCUGAAUUUAGAAAGUUAGAAGAAAUUGUGUGAGGGCGUGAUCUAUCCUCAGCUGCUCUCUGUUGUAGUAGGUGUUGUUGUCGUCAGCUUUUCUUAAAUUCUUACUCUGAGAGGAAUUCACCAGUUCGAUUCGAUGUUCAGCUUUCUGUACUAGGAAAUUACUAAAAGUUCCGACCCAUCAUUUGAUCUUCUUCUGAUAAAAAAGGCAAGGUAAUAAAGUCUAUCUUUUAACGUAUAUUACUUCCUAUACUACAUAUGGGGGAGAGAGAGAGAGAGAGAGAGAGAGAGAGAGAGAGAGAGAGACAGAGUUUUGGUGACAAUCACUCUGCCACUGCCCAUUCAGCAAAUCUUUGGACAUGGGAUGCCUGGUAUCGACCCCAAAGGACUCUGGAGGAAACAGAAGGCGGCCAGCAAACAUUGGGGAAGUUUCUGUUUUUGUUCCUGGCUUACGGAUUCCUACACCUGUGGACUUCUCUCAGUCACUUGGUGAUCAAUUACCUAGAACUUUAGUUGAACGCCUUUCUGCUCUUAGAACCCGAAUAGUUGUAAUGGCAGGCCAAGAAGCUCCAACAAUUACAAGAACAAGGAGAAAAACUACUACUCAACACGGAGGUUCAACUUUGGCGGAUCUUCAGCAGGCUCUUCAAGAUUAUUUGCCUGUUCUUCUUGGAUUAGUUAAAGAUGGAAGCUUAUUACAACACAUGGUACAGUUUGCUUGGAUUAAUCAGGAGGAUGAUGCAGAGGAAACAGCAAUGUCUAAUGCUUGGUAUGAGGUUUUAUCAGUUCUGCACUUGAUGGCAGUGCUAUCAUUAUCACAAGCUAACUUGCUGCUUCUUCCAAGAACAUCUGCUGAUGGUUAUCAACCAAAAGUUUCAGAAGAGAGCAGGCGGGCUUCAAUUGACAUAUUAUUAAAGGCAGCUGGAUACCUUGAUUGUUCUGUCAAACAAGUACUCCCGCUGUUGCCUGUUGAACUCAGGAGAGAUCUACCAGUUGACCUAGCUGAAGGAGUUCUACGAGCACUUUGCCUUCAAGCAUUAGGGCAGGUUGUUGAUAUCCAACUUGGAUUAGCAAUUGAUAGUACCAAGGCCACGCUUGCAGUGAAGCGAAGAAUAGCGUGUGAGAUGGUAAAGUACUGGCAGCAGGCUCAAGAUAACAUAAUGAACCUUCCACUAUCAAAUGGUUGGGGAGAAAAGCAUCGGCUCUUUGUUAAGUGGAAAUACAUCGAAGCAAAGGCUGCAGCAUAUUAUUAUCACGGUUUGAUCCUUGAUGAGGGAAACACAGAGAAAUCCCAUGGGAUGGCUGUAGCUGCUUUGCAAGCGGCAGAUGAGUAUCUCAAAGAGAGUAAGAAGGCAUCUGAAGCUUUCAACACAGUUCCUCCUCUUUCACGAAAUCCCCCUCUUUGGGGAACCAUGAAGUAUCUCUCUGAGAAGAUUCCAAAGGAUACAUCAAGUAAGGUGCGAAUAAACCGGGAUCUGUAUUCCUAUGAGAAAAUCAUGGAGACAGCUCCUACAUUACCUGAUUUUGCUUUGGCCCUGAAACCCGAUGAUUAUCAACUUCCCCCAGUGCAUGUAUCUUGGAAUGAUGAGAACAUAAGUAGUAAGGGGCAAAACAGCUCAAACACGCUCAAGGGUGAUAGAACAUAAGCCAUUUAUGGUAGCGUUCUCCUGUCGUAUGUGCCUGCCGCCGUACAGGGAUGGGAUAAUUGCAAGCAAGGAAUUGGCGACUUGCGACAAUGAAAAUAAUUCUUCAGUUACUGUUGUACCAAAAAGGUCUACAUUGCUGUUUUUCUUUUUACAGAUAUCUUUUGGUCCUUUUUCCUUGAGAGGUUCUUGUCUCACAUGUAAAAGAGCUUUGUACAAGUCCCUGCUGUGUGUAAACUUACUAUUCCAGGAAAAGGAAUAAUUUUAUCCUUCCAAUUCUCAACUAAUGUGUGCUUUUUUCUUCUUCUUAUUUUUUUUUUUUUCCUUCUCAUUAAAUGGAAGCGAGCUCAAUUGUCCAUUUGUUUGAUAGAAAAGCGUUGCACAUGUCCUGUUGUGUAAAAUUGACUAUUUAAAUGAAGGCGUGAUAAUUUUCUUGGUCGGUA